AUGUUGAAACAGUCAUUUAAAUUUUAUACUUGUAUCAACACUUUAUCAAAUCAAUUAAAAUGCCAAAUGAGCACGGCGUCUCGCGAAAAAUGGGACCUGCUUAGCGCUAUUUGUGUUGAAAGACAUCCAAUAAUAACAGCACCCAAAACUGAAAUUGAAGAAAAUUUUCAGGGUUUGCUGGAUGAGAUUGAGCUGGAGAACAGCUUAAAGUGUGAUCACGAAUUGAACGUAGAAAAUGAAAAGCGAAAAGACGAAAAGAUAAAAAAAGGUAUGAUUGAUUUAGACGCAGAUGUUAUUACUUCAAUGCGUGCUCAAGACAUAGAGGACCAAGGUGACGCCGAAUUAAAGGAAUUUAAAUUUGCUUCUCGUAUUACUGAAGCUGAUUUAAAAAAUAUAACCAGUUCUCUAGAGAGAAAAUUGGACAAAACUUUAUUUCUUUGUGUUCAACAGAAAAUUGAUAACGAUAAUUUAUGGCUACCUCCCCAAGGGCUUAGAGAACAAGGAGAGAAUAUGAGACAGGCUGCUGAAAGAAUUUUACGAAAGACUUGUGGAGAAAAUUUAAGCGUAAGAAUUUACGGAAAUGCACCCAUGGGAUUUUACAAGUAUGUUUAUCCAAAAACGGUCCGCGAGAAUGGUACACGAGGCGCUAAAAUAUUUUACUAUCUGGCCAGGUACGUUAACGGCAACCUUCCUAGUAAUCUCAAGUACCAGUGGCUCGAUAGAGAUGAAUUAAAAGAAGCGCUACCAAAACCCGUUUAUAAAAGUCGUGAGCUGACUCUGAUUCGUCCCCUAGAGCUUUUGGCAUUGGCAUAUUGCCUCCAGUCAUUAAAACGAGGAAAAAUUUUUUGGCUUUGGUACUGUUUGGAUAGUCGACGACAACACCACCGAAAAAACCAGCUUUUGUAG
This is a messenger RNA of Cotesia congregata, 906 nucleotides long. The record is from the annotation of a GenBank genome assembly. Lineage: Eukaryota; Metazoa; Arthropoda; Insecta; Hymenoptera; Braconidae.